GUGCAUGCUUGAGGAGAGAAUUGAAAAAGGAGAUCAACAUAAAGAUCAAAAAGCAGCUAGAACAUCAAAAGCAUCAUUCAUGCAUAAAAGUAUGGAAAGCUCUGGAAAUUCUAGCACUUUAAGAUGUAAGGAUGGUUUAAAAUUGAAUGUAGAAAAAUCAGGUGUCAAGGAAAACCAAACAAAGAAAGUAAAUUCUUCUUCUCUCUUCUCUGCUAAGAAACCUGCAAGCAAUAUAGAAGCUGUAACAGCGACAAAAAGGACUCUUGAAACAAAUGUGAAAUUAUCUGGGGCAUCAAGAACCUUCAGACGAGGUCCACUUCGUGGUGACUCUUCAUUUAAGAACUCGGAGGGGAAUUUGAAAUGCAGAGAAGUGAAAAACUUCCAAGUUCUUGUUAUGGGAUGCAAGCACACUUAUCAACUAAUGCUUCACCUAAAGUUCUUGAAGUAGUUCUCAAGCUUCCUCAAAAAAUUAUAUUGGAGGAAGUACCUCGCUUAAGUGCUUGGCCAACUCAGUUCUCUCAAAAUCAUGCCACAUAAGAUAAUA
Quercus robur (English oak) is the source of this 544-nucleotide messenger RNA. RefSeq lists its product as uncharacterized. NCBI's taxonomy places the organism in Eukaryota, Viridiplantae, Streptophyta, Magnoliopsida, Fagales, Fagaceae. The transcript has 2 exons. The record is from RefSeq and is a predicted model, not a curated record. The coding region runs from base 5 to 448 and encodes 147 amino acids.